AUGAAAUACGUCCUCUUCUCUUUGAGCGCCUUCGUGUUCUACGCGAUUUUCUACUUUUCAUACAUCAAUGGCUUGCAUUUCCUCGGUAAUCAGUCAAUCGAGUCAGGCAAGCUUCCGGGUAUCAACGAGCCACUGAGGACAGUAUACACGGGUGUCGAGCCAGUCGAUCAUCUCCUGGCCACUUUGACGACCUUCUUUUACCCAUCGCUCGAUGGCCAGAAUCCCGGACUCUUGCUCCACAGCAUUGCUUUCUCUGGAUCCUUCGGAGCAGCAUGGACUUUGGUUGUCUUGGAGUCGUGGAGAAAGGGUAAUGCGGGAACGGUAGCUGCAUACCCCAUGGUCUUUGGCCUCGUAGCGCAAGUAUUCACUUUUGCCUUCGCGACCCCUUUGUUCCUAGGCCUUCAACUCGGUUGUUCGGUCACGGCUCAUCGACCUCACGCAAACAACAUCCGCGUUCCACGCGCGGUUCUGGCAGCUCUGCCGUUGGUCUUUGGUGUUGGAUUCAUGAUACCAACCCAUAUGAUGGUUUUGCCUGCCCCAUCCGUAAUCCCCGUGGACUUCAAGCAAAUCGCGAUCGCCAUUUGGCAACCAUGGCCUGCAUAUGUCUCGGUUCUUAGCACCGUUGCCUACUACUUGCUGUCUCCGUUCAUCUCGAACAGCCACCGAGCCUCCAUGUCCAGCUUGCGCUGGGUUUACGCAUUCGCCUUCAUCAAUGCAUCUUUGCCGCACCUCGUGUCAUGGAUAGUGUCAUUGGCGACGGUUAUUGUACCCAUGAUAUUUGAAAAGCGAUUCCUGGAGACGCUGCACCCGGCAAAUGUGUACUCCAUCCCGCUACCUUGGUCAGGGCUGGUUGUUGACAAUGUCGGGGAUGGUGUCCAUGCCUUCCUUCGCUGGGACUACAUCAUUGGUACCUCUGGUGUUUUGAUUUGGGCUCUCUCGUUGUACACUGCCGCGCACAAGCAAUUGCUCAACACUGUUUCUUGGCCCAGCUUGCUGUUCAAGACCGCUGUCAUGACCGCUGUUGCUGGCCCUGUCGGCGCGGCGGUAGAGUUGGUCUGGGAAAGAGACGAGCUGGUGUUUUCCGAGACUGGUGGCGACAACCAGCGAGUUUCGGCGGCCAAAAAGUCAACAUAA
Molecule: messenger RNA, 1134 nt
Organism: Penicillium olsonii
Lineage: Eukaryota; Fungi; Ascomycota; Eurotiomycetes; Eurotiales; Aspergillaceae
Source: the annotation of a GenBank genome assembly